Peronospora matthiolae is the source of this 888-nucleotide messenger RNA. The record is from the annotation of a GenBank genome assembly. Lineage: Eukaryota; Oomycota; Peronosporomycetes; Peronosporales; Peronosporaceae.
AUGCGAUGCGCGAGCAAGGCCGCCGAGAGCGCGUCUGCACGUCUCUGUGCGGACGCCGAAGCAGAAACUACAGCAACUGAUGUCCCAUCGGUUGCUGAAUCGACUCAGCCUGUAUCACCUGGUGAUGCAGGCGCUGGUCAUGAAGACACUCGUGUCUUCACAGAGUACGAGCUCGGUGUCUCGUACUCUCCUGAUACGGAUGACGGAUCCGUAUCGACGGCAAUUGAAUCCAAGCCGCCUGCCAAGCGUGGCAUGGACGAUGCUUUGCGUCGCGGCAUCUUUGGUUCAUCUGAUGAGUCAGAUGAACCAUCGCCGAAGCGAAGGCGCUCGAGGUCGCGAGACUCGGGCGCUAAUAGUGGUGUCGGUUCUCCUAUUGACACCACUUCACAGCGAGGUGCCAGUACUUCUGUCGGCACGUCGCAGGAAGAGCGGGACCGCAAUGUGUUGCGUCUUGCUCCCGAGAAGAAGGCAUGGAUGCCUCCUAAAUCAGUCAUGGAUCACUUGUCGGCGACGACGAGUGAUCGUUAUCGAACACGAUUGUUCGAUUCGUCAAGGAUCCAUCACCUUGACCCCAGCGCGAAAAACUAUCGCGCUGAACAUGAAUUCUUCAUCGAUGCUUUCUUUAGACAUCGAUGGUACAGUGGGAAUCACAAACGUGAUGGUCCCUCACUACUUCAGGCGUGGAACGCCUACAUCCAUAACCUCGAGGAUGUAGGUCGUGACGCUUGGAACGACAAACUUAUCAAAGCUCGUGAUAAGUUUGAAAAGCGAAUCCCGACAGGUGCACGCUACAAGCUGCAUCGUCUGUCAAGGGAGAAGAGAUUACCCUGCCUCUCACGGGGGAGACUCGUGCCCAUGUUGUGUGAACAACUCUGCACGAGCACCUAA